AUGUUUGUCAAAUCCGAGACCCUGGAGUUGAAGGAGGAAGAGGACGUACUGCUGCUGCUCAGCUCGACCUCCCCCUGCCGGCCCGCGCGGAUGCUGGGCCUGGCACACGAGUGCAAGCGGCGACCUACCCGGGCCCGGGCAGUUUCUCGCGGCGCCAAGACCGCGGAGACUGUGCAGAGAAUCAAGAAGACCCGCAGGCUGAAGGCCAACAAUCGCGAGCGCAACCGCAUGCACAACCUCAACGCAGCGCUGGAUGCGCUGCGUGAGGUGCUUCCCACGUUCCCCGAGGACGCCAAGCUCACCAAGAUCGAAACCCUGCGCUUCGCCCACAACUAUAUCUGGGCGCUCACAGAGACCCUGCGCCUGGCGGACCACUGCGGGGGCAGCGGCGGGGUCCUGCCGGGGGCGCUCUUCUCGGAGGCGGUGUUGCUGAGUCCGGGAAGCGCCAGCGCCACUCUGAGCAGCUGUGGUGACAGUCCAUCGCCAGCCUCCACGUGGAGUUGCAGCAACAGCCCCGCGCCGUCCUCCUCGGCGUCGUCCAACUCCACCUCCCCCUACAGCUGCACUUUAUCACCUGCCAGCCCGGCGGGUUCAGACAUGGAUUAUUGGCAGCCCCCACCUCCCGACAAGCACCGCUACGCACCUCACCACACCAUAGCCAGGGAUUGUAUCUAG
Messenger RNA from Orycteropus afer afer, 675 nucleotides. Lineage: Eukaryota; Metazoa; Chordata; Mammalia; Tubulidentata; Orycteropodidae. The record is from RefSeq and is a predicted model, not a curated record.